Molecule: messenger RNA, 2511 nt
Organism: Phaeoacremonium minimum UCRPA7
Lineage: Eukaryota; Fungi; Ascomycota; Sordariomycetes; Togniniales; Togniniaceae
Product: putative thermostable beta-glucosidase b protein
Exons: 4
Coding region: 1-2511 (836 amino acids)
Biological process (GO): glucan catabolic process
Molecular function (GO): beta-glucosidase activity
Source: RefSeq, a predicted model, not a curated record
AUGUCUUCGACCGAUAUCAACGCUGUUCUCUCCAAGCUCACGCUAGAGGAGAAGAUCUCUCUUUUGGCCGGUGCCAACUUCUGGGAGACCGUCUCGAUCCCGGAGAAGGGCGUCCCUGCUGUCAAGGUCUCGGAUGGCCCCAAUGGUGCUCGUGGCGAGACCUUUAAUGGCGGCGUCACCGCUGCUUGCUUUCCUGCCGGGACCAGCAUCGCCUCUACCUUUGACGUCGACCUAGCUAGGCGCAUCGGUGUUGCCCUUGGCGAAGAGACUCGCACCAAGGGCGCCCGCUGCUUGCUUGGCCCUACCAUCUGCAUACACCGUCAUCCCCUCGGCGGCCGUAACUUCGAGUCGUUUUCAGAGGACCCCUUCUUGACUGGUACGCUGGCCACCCAGUAUGUCAACGGUGUAGAAUCCACUGGCGUCUCGGCCACGGUCAAGCACUUUGCGGGCAAUGAGCAGGAAACCGAGCGUCUUAGCGUCAAGGAGACUAUCAGUGAACGUGCCUUGCGCGAAAUCUACCUGAGACCUUUUGAAUUAGCCAUCAAAAACGGCAAGCCUGGCGCUGUUAUGACAGCCUACAACAUUGUGAACGGCGACCAUUGCGACUCUAAUUCGUUCCUGCUGAAUCAGGUCCUGCGCGGGGAAUGGGGUUGGGACGGCCUCCUUAUGAGUGACUGGGGUGGUGUCAACUCAACUGUCGAGUCCAUCAAAACCGGCCUAGAUCUAGAGAUGCCUGGCCCCACUAGGUGGAGGAAGGUCGACGAGGUCGUUGCCGCUGUCAAAGCUGGUAAGAUCUCUGAGGAGACUAUUAAUCAGCGGGCCAUGCGCAUCUUGCGCUUCCUUGAGCGCCAGAAAUGCUUUACGGACCCCAGCAUUCCCAAAGAGCAGGCUGUGAACAAGCCCGAGCACCAGGCCCUUAUUAGAGAGGUUGGCUCCAAGGGUAUCGUUCUCCUUAAGAACGACGGCAUCUUGCCACUGACGAAGGAAAAAUUAAGGAACAAGAAGGUCGCCCUCCUCGGGUACGCCAAGCAGGCCCUUUUGCACGGCGGUGGCAGCGCCUCUGUCAAUCCUCACUACAAAGUCUCCCCGUGGGAUGCCCUUCAUGAGGCCUUCAAGGGCGAGAAUGUCGAGUUCGCUUUUGCCAAGGGAGCGGAGACUGAACGCCAGCUUCCUGUUCUCAGUGAAAACGUUGUCAGUCUCAAUGGCGAGCCCGGAUUCACCUUCACUCUCCACGAACCCGGCAAUCCAGAGCCCUACGAGACAGUUGGGCUCAUCAAGGACGCCAAUGUCGAUUUACUGACCCACAGCAUUCCUCCGAAUAUGGACGUCAAGCUCUCUGGAAUCUACACCGCACCAGAAACUGCCAAGUUCUAUACCACACUCUCCGGUCUAGGGCCCUCGCAGCUCCUUAUUGACGGUAGGAUCGUCUUCGAGCAGAAAGAAAAUUGUUCCGACUCGAUGGGCUUCAUCCUAGGUGGUGUCGUAGUUCCACGCUUGGACAUCUCCCUGGAGGCCGGUAAGCAGUACAAGAUCGAAGUCAUUAGUCAGCCGCCAAUGCCUAUCGAGGGUGUGGACCUGGGUAUUCUUGAAGGCAAAGUGGGAGUGCGCCUGGGCUGGGUGUCCGGCCCCAAGCACGACAUUGACUACCUGACAGAUGCUCUUGACGCUGCAAAGGCUGCCGACUACGCAAUCAUCUUCACCGGUCAUGAGCCAUCAUGGGAGACGGAAGGCCAAGACCAAGCCAGCUUCAAUCUCCCGAAGGAGGGAAGCCAGGAUCGCCUCGUCGCAAGUGUCGCUGACAUCAAUCCCAACACCAUUGUGGUCAACUCGACCGGCGUUGCCGUCGCCAUGCCCUGGUUAGACCAAGUCAAGGCCGUUCUGCAGACAUGGUUCCCUGGCCAGGAGGCCGGCAACGCCAUCACCGACGUACUUACGGGUACACAGAACCCCGAAGGCCACCUAACCUGCACCUUCCCGAAGCGUCUCGAGGACUGUCCGGCCCAUGGCAACUUUCCAGGGACUUAUGAGGGCCGCCAGCUGACCGUGAAGUACGAGGAGGGCGUCUUCAUCGGCUACCGCCACUUUGACCGCCUGCCGGCCGAUAAGGUCAGCUUCCCCUUCGGCUUCGGCCUGUCCUAUACCACCUUUGGCUUCUCAGACCUCUCCGUCCAUGAGGCCGGAGCAGACGGCGAGUAUGUAGCCUCCGUCAACGUGUCCAACACGGGCGGCGUCAAGGGCGCAAUCGCCGUGCAGCUCUACGUCGGCAGCACUAAGAGACAGCCGGAGAAUCCUGUCAAAGCCCUUGUCAGCUUCAAGAAGGUCACCCUCGAGCCUGGCGCGUCGGUCACUGCUGAGCUGCCUGUCCGCGCGCGCGACUUUGCAUUCUGGAGCGAGAAGGACUCGCGGUGGUUCGUCGAUGAAGGAGAGUACAACUUCAGCAUUGGCAAGAAUGCUGCAGAGCUGGUGGCGAGCCAGACGGUCAAAAUCGGUGCGCAGACUUGGGCGCCUUAG